ACAGAAACAAAACAAAUCAAAACAGAAAGAUCAAAAUGAAUUCAUCAAGCAAAUGCUUUUUCUUUGCGGUCUUGUGUUUGCCGAUUCUCUUAAAUAUAAAUCUUGCAGAAGCUGAAGAUAGGAGUAAUCUAAUUCCUAUAGGUCCUUGCGCAAAGAUUUCGAAUUGCAAUCAGACUUGCAUUGCAUCACAAUUUAUAGGCGGAAAAUGCAUCAAAUGGUAUCCUGACUCCAUUAAAGAAACAUCUGCAUGCUUUGUAAAACCUUCUACAUCGCCUGUUAAAGAAAAUGAUUUAUAACUGUUAAGAAUUUUCGAUAAAAGUUUUUAAAAUGUUGCAAAAAAAUACUUUCAAUAAAUUUUUAUUAGUUUGUGGUAAUUCUAUUAA
Molecule: messenger RNA, 383 nt
Organism: Eutrema salsugineum
Lineage: Eukaryota; Viridiplantae; Streptophyta; Magnoliopsida; Brassicales; Brassicaceae
Product: putative defensin-like protein 31
Exons: 2
Coding region: 36-296 (86 amino acids)
Source: RefSeq, a predicted model, not a curated record